CACUUCCCCUCUCUUCUCCUCCUUGAUCAUUACCAAAAUUUCCAAAUCCUACUCUAUAUCCAUGGCCACCGUCACCUCCGCCACCGUUGCCAUCCCCUCCUUCACCGGCCUCAAGACCUCCGCCACCGCUUCCAAAUCCACCGCCGCCGUCCGCGUCUCCUCCCCCUCGGUCCCCAAGCUGACCGUCAGGGCCUCUCUGAAGGACCUUGGUGUGGCCGUGGCCGCCACCGCCGCCAGUGCCCUGCUGGCCUCAAACGCCUUGGCCAUUGAGGUCUUGCUAGGCGGCGACGACGGAUCUCUAGCCUUCAUUCCGAACGAUUUCUCGGUGGCGGCCGGUGAGAAAAUCGUGUUCAAGAACAACGCGGGUUUCCCACACAACGUGGUGUUCGACGAGGACGAAAUCCCAAGCGGAGUGGACGCCGGCAAGAUCUCGAUGAACGAGGAAGAUCUUCUUAACGCCCCCGGCGAGGUCUACGAAGUCAAUCUCACCGAGAAAGGAAGCUACUCCUUCUACUGUUCGCCCCAUCAAGGAGCUGGAAUGGUCGGCAAAGUCACCGUUAACUGAUCAUUCAUUUUUCUCUGUAUUCUUCUUUUUUCCAUAAAAAAAAUAUGUUAUUUUAAGUUCAAUGUCUUUUCUUCUUUUUUUUUUCUUUCCGUUCUACCCAGAGACUUGCACGCCGCAGAGCUUUAAGAUUCUUGGUAUAUCAGAAUCAUAAACCACCGUUAAUGUAAUCUAAUGAAUCUCUUACUCU
Cucurbita maxima (winter squash) is the source of this 752-nucleotide messenger RNA. RefSeq names its product plastocyanin. Gene Ontology annotation, molecular function: copper ion binding. The record is from RefSeq and is a predicted model, not a curated record. Bases 62 to 565 code for a protein of 167 amino acids. Gene Ontology annotation, cellular component: chloroplast thylakoid lumen. NCBI's taxonomy places the organism in Eukaryota, Viridiplantae, Streptophyta, Magnoliopsida, Cucurbitales, Cucurbitaceae. The transcript has a single exon.